Molecule: messenger RNA, 8761 nt
Organism: Lutzomyia longipalpis
Lineage: Eukaryota; Metazoa; Arthropoda; Insecta; Diptera; Psychodidae
Product: max-interacting protein 1-like
Exons: 7
Coding region: 770-1420 (216 amino acids)
Biological process (GO): regulation of transcription by RNA polymerase II
Molecular function (GO): DNA-binding transcription factor activity, RNA polymerase II-specific; protein dimerization activity; RNA polymerase II cis-regulatory region sequence-specific DNA binding
Source: RefSeq, a predicted model, not a curated record
ACUGCCUUCGUACCGUUCGCAGUUGUUUUUGCGGAGUGGCACUUUAGUUUUGAGUUUGCCUUUGUGACAAGAAGUUGCAAGAGAAAUCCGAGAUAAGAGAGUCCCUCGCUCAGUCAUCGAACAAAUAAAAAGCCAAACUAAUCACACCUCUUUUGGUAUCCGCCGUGCACCGUUGCACCCCGUAACCCAAAAACGCGAUUUUUUCAACCAAGUGUUUCCGUGUCCGAGGAAGUUUUCUUGCGUUACCCUGACAAAGGAAAAGGUCCUUCACUAUUUACAACCUACUACAUACAUAUAUAUUUUUUUUUAUCUAAUAACCGUCAACGAGCUAAUUCGGUGUGUGGCUGCAUCUUCGGGUAUACCGUGUGUGCAUCAUCCCCCGCAAGAAAGUUGCCUUGAGUGCUGUGUCGCGCGCGCGUUUUACAAGAAAAUAAAAGAAAGAAAAAGCCCAAUUUGUUGUUUUUUUUCUUUUCUUUCUCCGGGAAAACGACGUAUAUUGCACACAUUGCCUCACAGAGUUGUGGAAAACCUCCAUAUAUAUAUAGCUCACACAACCCCCAAUUCGGUAAUCAUUGAGCUACCCUCCGUGUGUUUUGCGCUCCGCAGCAGUUGUGUGUUUUUUUGAGACGUGCAUUCUCUCCGUGUGUGCUUAAAAAUAAAGUCCGGGAGUUCCAGGCAGCCCCAGCGUUGCGCGUUUAAAAAGUAAAAUAAAAAAAAUACACAAAAAAAGUUGAGAAAAGUGAAAUUUAUCCACGAAAUCCACGUAAAAAUGAGCAUCGAUGCAUUACUAAAGGCUGCCGAGUACUUGGAUAGACGUGAGAGAGAGCAAGAGCAUGGCUAUGCAUCGAGCCUUCCGAUGCCAGACAAAACCAAUAGAAAUUCCAGCAACAGGAAGGCCAAGUCGAAGAAGUCAUCAGGGAACCGAACGACGCACAACGAGUUGGAGAAGAACAGGAGGGCGCAUCUAAGAAAUUGUUUGGAGAGAUUAAAAGACAUAGUACCUUUGGGGGCGGACGCCUCACGACACACAACACUAGGUCUUCUCACUAAAGCGAAGCGAUUUAUUAAGAAUCUGGAGGAUAAGGAUAGACGGCAAAAUUUUCAUCGGGAUCAAUUAAGUAGAGAACAGAGAUUUCUAAGGCGACGCCUUGAACAAUUAACAUAUAAUGCGGCGCUGUGUAAAAGAAGAUCCGUUUCGGAAUGUUCAACCUCAACCAUUUCUAGUACAAAUUCAACAACAUCAACGGGAUCACCAUCAUCUAUAAGUGAAUCUGAUGAAGUGGACGUGAUCGGAUACACAAGCAAUCAAUCGGAUACGGAUGAUCAUUCAUCGGUCCAAUCGCUUCAAUCCGGUUCAACGGAUAGUGGUGUCGUGAUGUCUGCUUCACGACUCACCCUCUCCGAAAUGGAUAUUAUCUAGAUGUAGACAUAAAGAGAAACAAAAAAAAAACAUUUAAGAAACAAACGGUGCAGGCUCGUGACACGUCGAAGUAACCAGAAAAUGUCUGAUGAUUGAAAAUUGGGGAAAUUGAGAGCAAAACCUUGGAUCCAAGAACGUUAAAGAACCCCUUAUCCAGUACCCCCCUUAGAAAUUCAGUUAUUAUUCACAAAAGAAAAUCUGCAAAACAUACACCGAAUAUUAUGAGAAAGAUUGCGAGAAAAAUAUCCUUUUUUCCCGCAAUCAGCCUUAACUUUUCUUCACUCAACCAUCAACAAUGCAGCGUUUGUCCACACAAUGACCACACAUAAAGAAAAACCUUUUGAAAAAAUUCACCGAGAUGAUUUUCUUUAAAAAAAAUCUAAUUAAGUGUCUCUAAUUUGUCUACAUUUUUUUUUAUUAAUUCAUAAGGCAAAAAUUUGCUAAUUUCUUUUAAUUUGUUGAAGAUAAAAAAGAACGCAAAACUCUUGAUUUAAGAAAUCAAAUCCUAAAUUGUAAGUAGAUUGUAAUAAAAGCGCAUAAAUGUGAAGAAGUGCCGUGAGGCGCGUUGAAAAAAUUUAAAUUAUUUAACAAACAACAAAAAAAAUCUCCAGACAAAGAAAAUCUACUUAAAAAAAAUGUGAAAGAAAAAUUUUUUUAAGAGAUUUAAAUGCAAAAUUAUGUGCAAGAUGAGAAAACAUGGUUUCUAAAUUGAUUCUAAACAAACAAAAUAAAGGGCUUUAUAUUCUUUUUCAUGAAGCAUGAAAAAUUAUGGCAAAGAGAAGAAAAAUUCUAGUGAAAACCACCUGAUUAAUUCUCUAUUUUUUUCUUUUAAUUUAAUUAGCAACAUAAAAACAUCACCAUCCCCAUUUGGGUUUUAAAAUUAAGAGACGUUCCUAAUGUUUAUUUUUUUGUGUAAUUUACGACAAACUCUUUUCCUUCUCAAAAUUUUCAGUUAAAUUAUUAAAGGAUUUAGAGAGAAAAAAAAACAAAGAAGAAGAAAAAGUUGCUUAAGAAGAAAAGAAACAACAUAUCGACCACCGAUCGUUAAAUAUAUAUGAACGCCUCUAGUCAUGAUUUAUUAAAAAAAAAAGAAAAAACAACAAAUUGAAUAGAGAUGAAUCGUUGCACACAAUCCCUAUCAAUUUAUGCUUUUUUUGUAAUAUUUUUGUGUGAAUUUUUUUUAUUCCUGGCAAAUUGGUAAUAACCCCCAAUUUCAGCUACAAAAAAAUCCCAAAUUCUUGUCAAUUUCGUGAAGAAAUUGAAAAUUAAAAACCCAGUCAUGAGUCAAAACUUCUUGGAAGUUUCUAAGCUUGUCUCAUUCGUAGGAAAGUUGUUAAAGGACAGUGUCUGACAGGGCGCGUAGAGAUCUGAACCUACACUUUGGGUUUAAGAACAACAACAAAGCCUUAACCUCGAAAAUCCUGAGAAAAACCUCCUUCUGCGAGGCUAAAUCCCCCAAAUGUGUAUGAGUGUGUCAGAUUAAAAAAAAACAAAUGAGAGUCAAAUACUGAGCAGAGCACCGUAUUUUUUUUUGUAAAAAAAAACUAAUAAAUUAUUUGUAAUAUGUAAAUUGUAAAUAGCUAUUCAUGAAUGAAGCAGACUAAAAGAAAAAAAGGAGGAAAGUGAAAAAGGAAGACGAUGGGAAAACCACAAAUUAAUAUUAGAAAUAUCGUCACUUUUGUAGAGAAAAGUGAUGAAGUAUAAGUUUAGAAAAAAAGGGCAUACAGAGGAUUAAAAAAUCACACAAUCAGACAAUUUAUUUACAUAAAAGCAGAAAAAAUAAUUAAUUAAAAUUUAUCUCACCAUUUUGUGCAGUAUAAAUGUUUCAAAAUCUACAAGAAAAAUUUUUAUUUCAUUCACUGAAUGAGUUUUAAAUGGGCAAACAAAUGGGAAAUUCUAUAAGCUAAACCAGUAAAAAUAGUAAAGAGAAAAUAACCUUAGUAAUAAUAACUAAAACUGAAAACGAAAUAAAUAAAUUAUUGCUGCAAAAGGUUUGAGAAUUUUUUUUUAAUUUCUCCCUCAAAAAUAUUCUUCUACCAUUGCGCUUUGAGGAAGUUAGUAAAGAAUUUUACAGACAAUUGACUCACACAACAGUCAGAUGGCGCCCUUGGUGCAAAAGUAAAAUCUCACCUGAACAUAACCUUAAAGAAAAAUUCCUGUCGCUUUUAAAUAUCAAAACAAAAAAAAUGUAAUAAACCAGAAUAUCUUCAGUGUGUAAUAAUAUAGUAGUAAUAAAAUUGUCAUUUUUAAAAUAAAUAUAUCAAUAAAAUAUCUACAAUUUUACAAAUACAAGAAAUACUAGCAAAACUACAUAAAAAUCAGUAAAACAUAAUUCAGUAAAAACAUACAAAACAAUAGCCAGAUUUAUGUACAACAGCUGAGAAUUACUUUUGCUACCUAUUUGUAAAAUUAGCGCCAUCUGGGGGGAAAUGGGUGGGUGUAAAUUAGGCAAAAAUAUCUAGAUUUUUAUUUCUUGAAUCUUCAUAGGCAAUUUUAUGCAUUCAAAAAAUGAAAAUAUCUUAUUUUUGACUCCAGAAUUUCCAUCAACAUUUCAAAGAAAAAAAAAUAUUUUAAACCAAAUAAAAAAAAAAUAUGAAUUUAGGCAAUUUUUUCGCGCAGUGCAUAAUCACGGAAAUUUAAUGAAAAUACUUUUCAUCAAAAUGUCCCCAAGAGAAAGUUUUAUCCACUCGGGAGGGCUCCGUGCCACGCCAUUCGAAAAGCUUUUGCAAGAAGGAGAAAAUGAUAAUGAAUACUGAUUUAUGUUUAGAUUUUUUUUUCCGGAAGGGAGUUCCUGAUGGCAAUUUUUUUCUUCGGCACAGCCUUUUCUCUGUCCAACUUUUCCUAUAAAUCUUCCGCCUUUGGGUACACAUCAGGGUUCUCUUUUUUUUUCUUUUAAUCCGCCAUGGGGAAUUUUAUUCUCUCUCUCAAAAAAAACUUUUGCCUUUUAUUUAUUUUUUUGAAAGCCUUUUCGAUUUUUUUUCUUCCUAUUUUUCUGUCUAACAGAAACAUAUAUAUAUAUCUGUCUAACAGAAAUAUAUACAGAAUAGAGUUCAAGUGAGUUUUCUUCUUCUAAAAAUUCUCUCAUCUUUUGCAGCAGAACAAACAAAAUUUAACCAUUAAAAUUAAUUUAUAUAAAAAGAAAACAAAUUCAGUGUCUAUAGCCGAAAUGUAGCAGAAAAAAACAAAUAAAAUUGGUGUUUAAAAAAGGUUAUUAAGAAAAAUGAUAGGAACAACGGAAAGGUGUUUAAGUGGGGAAAUAAUGGAAACACGGUGAGAUGCUAUGUAAAUUUUCUUUCAAAAAAUAACGGUUGAAAAAAUGGUUUCAGUCACACACGCGCGCGAUAUAAAAAAAGGCAAAAAGAAUGAAGUUAGAAACUACAAAAAAUACGCGACUACGUGCAUUUUAUCAGGUAAUCCAUCCAAUGAAUUUGAUUUCUUGUUGUAAUAAAAGAAAAAGAAAAUUCAGUGAAGGGGUAAAAGAUUUAACCCCCCGCGGAAGGUCCUUAGAGGGGGUCAUUGUGUAAAUAUUAUAUUUUAAAAUAUAUUAUAUGAAAAUAAAGGGAUCUGUAGGGGAAGCUUUUUGAAAAGUUCUUUACGAAAGAGAGGAGAAUCUUGUUGAUAGUAUUGAAUUUUGGUGAAUGAAGGUGUGACGAAUUUUUAAGUUUCUCUAAAGGGGUGACUAAAACUGACGGAGUAGUUUUGGCUUUUAAAUUGUAGGUCUUUUUGACAUUGACCUGUUUGACAAUCUGUCAAAUCGAUUCUUGUCAAACAUCUUAACGUCAAAGAAUUUCUGUCAAACCUUAAUCUGUCCUCUGACUUUAACAAUUGACAAUUGAUUGACAUUGAAUUUAUUGACAACCUGUCAUAAAGUUCGUUGUCAAUCAUUUUAAAUUUUAAAAAAAUCAGUUGACUGAAAGGUGUUUAACAAUUGACCACUGUUUGACAUCUACGUCAAAUAGCUUCUGUCAAAACUUUCUAACGCCUACAAUAGCCAUCACUACACCCCCAAUUUUAGCUCCUACUCUAAUUUUAUUCACAAUCUCUCUCUCUUUCUUAAGAAAUUUAUGAGAGAUUUUUGAAAGAAUCUCCCGUGUCUUUCUUUCGCUGUUUUAAUUAAACUUCACGACAAGUUCAGUAUUUAAUUCGGCUGUAAGUUGAAAGGAGAACUGUGAAAUUUUUAUCUCACUGAUAAUUUAUACUUUUCAUUCCGUAAUUUUAUAUCUUUUAAUUUUCACCUUUCUACCCCUUCUGUGGUUUAAGAAUUUUGCGUCGUUCUUUUUUUGGCACUUAAAUGGAUUAUCUGAUAUGAUUUUACCGCCGGACAAUGCAUAAAGAAAAUUCACUAAAAGAAGAAGAUGAAGAAGAGGAAACUUGUGUGAGGACCAUGCGAGGUUAAAGGUCAAAUUUUUGGGUUUAUUUUGCAGGAUAAAAAUUGAAAGAAAUUCAAUAAUCUACACGAAAACAUUAAAUCAUCAUGCCCUUUAAAACCAACAAAAAACAUUUGUUUUUAAGAAAAAUCACAAUCUUUUCCUUUUAAUUAUAAUUUUAAAUCAUCAGAUAUGUUGAAGAAGAAGAAGAAGAAAAAUCAGCAUCAUUAAAAAUUACCCCCGAACUAUAUAUUUAUGUAGGUGAAAACCCUAUGAAAAAAAAUGAGAUAAAUAAACUAAAAAUAAAAUGGAAACAAUAAACGAAGCAAUGUUUUACAUUGCCACUAAAUGUUGUUGACGGAAUGAGGAAAAAACAUGAGAUAAAAAAAAUUAAAAAUAUAAUAAUAAAUAUAUCGUGAAUGGAUGAAAAAAUGAAGAGUAAGAAAAAGUAAAAAAAAAUCUAGAAAAUAAAUUUUAAAUAUAGAAAAUGCAUUAAAAAACACGACAUACAACACAGAAAAAAAACACAAAAAAAAUUUAAGCAUCAGUGGAAAAAAAUUAAUAAAAAUAAUCUAUCAGAAAUAUUCAUUAAUUAUUAUUAUAUUUUCCGUUUUAUCAAAACAAAGAAAUAGCAAAAAAGAAAAGAAGAAAACACCAGACACUUGCAUUACAGUAGAAAAAAAAAGUAUAAAAUGAAUUAAAAAAAUGAAAAACAAAAUAAAUAAAAGUAAAAAAAAGAUAUAUUUGUUAUUAAUUAUUAAUUGUGUAAAAUUAUCCAAGAAUUAAUCAAACUCUAACAGUAAAAUAGAGGUGAAAAAAUUUGUCCGUAAUCACACAGUGAGGUAAUGAUGAGAAAAAUAAAUAAAUAAAAAAAGCUGAAGACAAGAAAUGAAGAAAAGUCGCGUCGAUGAUUUAAAAAAAAAAGAAAAAUUAAUACAUUUUAAGGGAAAAAUGAAGAAACACAAGAUGUGAACCGAGAAGAAGAAACUUUACUAUUAAUUGUAAUAAUUAUUAUUAAAAAAAGGACAAAAUAAAUAAAAAAAAUACUAUAUACAUAUAUAAUAAAAAUAAUAAUUAUUAUUAAUAAUGAAAGAUGAUAAAAAAACAUGAAUAAGCGUGUAGAAAGUUUGUGUAACAUUUGAAUAGUACAAAAAAUACACUCAUCCCAUAAUUUUCAAUGGUGUGUGUUUUAAAUAAUGAAAAAAAAUAUGAGAAAUAAAAAUUUCUAUUGUACUGAGAAAAAAAAUUAAUUCCUUCUCAGUGUGUAGAUUUAAAUGAGAGAGAAAAAAAAGGAGAAAAUAGAGAGGAGAUAGAAGAAGGAAAACAAUAAAAAAGGAUAAUAAAGAGCACGAGCAUGAGAGAUUGCGCGGAUGAAAAUGGAAGCAACUUUUGGGAACAGAGUUUUUCAUCACCAAUUUAAUCGUUAAAGAAAUAUGGCGAAAAAACCAUCAAUUUUGGGGUGGUGUGUGUGAGUUUCUUUAAUUGUAAACUCCCUCUGUGGGGGAGUUUUUCUUUUCACAAAAUAGAAACUCCCAAUGUGCGUAAAAAUCCACGAGAAAGUAACUUUAAAAGAAAAAAAAAACAAAGAUAAUCAAAAAAAAACAUGAAAAUUUUUAUCUUGUGGAAUGAGAAUGGAAGAAAAUUAAAUUAAAAAGAAAUAACACAAAUUAAAAUAAAUUUAAAAAAAAAAACUCUAAAAAAUUUGAACAUCAAGUUUGCGAAAGCAGAAAAAGAGAAAUAAAAUGUAAAUAAAAAAAAACCUUUAAGAAACUUUGUUGGAAAUGAUCACCAUUUUCACUUUGAAAAAAAAAUAAGAGAAAGUAUAAAGAAAAUUUUGUGGACCCGGCAGAAAACUUUAAUGGAAAAAACUGUUAAAAAAAACAAUCAUGCGCCUUGAUUUUCUCCAAGUGUUUUUGAAGAAAAAAAAAUGACCGAAAUUGAAGAAAAAAAAUCACAAUGAAGACUUUAUUAAGAAAACAAAUCUCUCUCUUGAAAGUUCACAAGUUUUAUGAUGAAAAAAAGUUCCUUGCUCUUAUCAAAUUUUCUAAUUAAUUUUCUUUAAUUCUCACACAUUUUCUUUUUUUUUUUUCAAAAAAUAAUGCUUGAAAAUAUUUUGUUAAAGUUUAUUGCAGAAAAUGAGCUAAAAACAAUUCAAUAAAUCCAUCCCAUCAGCUGUCCCCAAGCUUUAUGAAAAACAAACGAGGGUGCUUAAAGCUCCCAUUGCCUCCCCCCUCAGAAAGCUCUCCAUAUUGACGUCAAAAUAGUGUUGAUUACUCUAUUCAUUAUUAUGCAAAAUAUAAUUCAAAUCCACGAAAGAAACUACAGAAAAAAAGCAAAAAAAAACUAAUAAACCGAGUCAAUAAAAUAGAAUGAAAAAAAAUUACAAAAAAUAUGAAAUAUUUAAUGUAAAAUUGCAAUUGAAAAACAAAAUGCAAUACAGUUGUAGAAAAAAAAUUUUAAAAAAAAUUAUUAAAAAUAAUUUGCAGCAAAAACUACAAAAAAAAUUGCAGAAUAUAAAAUAAUCCGUAAUUAAAACAAAUACUAGUUUAACUCAAAAGAAAAUCCUUUUAAAUAUUUUUCAGCUGUAAAACAAUAAUGAAAAAAACAAAGUUAUUUUAACUAACAAGAAAACUAAACAAAAAAAUCACCGCAAAGAGCAAGAGGAUGCAAAAGAAAAACCAAGAAAAUGAGAGAUGAUGUGUAUGAAAAAUACAUCAACUGGUUGAAGCAAAAAAAAAAGUGAAAAAGAAUAUGAGAAAAUGAAAUCAUUGUAAUUAAAUUCAUGAAAAGAAGUGAGACGGAAUCACAGAGUGACAUAGAGAGGUCCUCUGGAAAGGGAGUUGAAAGAAUAAUAAAGAAAUAACGAAAGGAAAAUAAGAAAAUUAUGAAAAAAAAUUCGUUGCCAGAGACUAUAUGUUCUUAUUAAGCUUCUUCACAAAACAAAGCAAAUAUAAAUGUAUAAUUAAAUGGAAAA